Messenger RNA from Pochonia chlamydosporia 170, 354 nucleotides. RefSeq lists its product as hypothetical. The record is from RefSeq and is a predicted model, not a curated record. NCBI's taxonomy places the organism in Eukaryota, Fungi, Ascomycota, Sordariomycetes, Hypocreales, Clavicipitaceae. The transcript has 2 exons. Bases 1 to 354 code for a protein of 117 amino acids.
AUGAACAGUGUAUAUGGUCUUCGUGAAUUCGGGCGGGUUUUCUGCUUCGAGCAAAGUCUAAUCGGCCCCGCUGGCUUCAACAAUUUCGGAGAAUCAGACAACAAAAUAUUAUUCCAUAUCUUGGCAGAAGCUGUAUUCAUCCCCGAUACCACUCUAAGUAUCUCAACCCAGCUCUUCGAGCACUCAGUUCAAAUACCUACCUCACUAGGUAAAGCGCAUUGUUCGCAGAGGUGUGGAAUCGCCCAUGCUCAUUUUAUUGUCAUGUUCAAUACCAAGAUUUCGGAUAUAAAUAAGCCAUACCAUUAUUCAAUAUCGCAGCUUCUUCAUCUCGUCAUGGCCCUCUGCCCAUAUUAG